Xyrichtys novacula (pearly razorfish) is the source of this 3295-nucleotide messenger RNA. The record is from the annotation of a GenBank genome assembly. Lineage: Eukaryota; Metazoa; Chordata; Actinopteri; Labriformes; Labridae.
AUGACAGAGGAGACUGUCAUUUCUAACAACCAAACCUUUCCUGGAUUGACACUGAGAGACCAACCAGACAAAAAGUCAGGACGCUCUCCUCACCAGAGCCAUGAAAUCACAGGCCAGGUUGGACAGUUUAGUCAUCCAGAACUUUGUCCUACACUUGACGAAUCAACGCCAACCAGAUCUCCAGCUGCUGUAGGAGAGCUCUGCAGUAUGGCCGAUUCCAACCUGAGGGCAAACACCUCGUAUUUAGGAUGUGAAGAACCAAGCAGGCCAAGUCCAUUCCAGAUUCAACCUCAUGUUGAACCCUUCCCAAUCCAACUCCAAACUCCACCCCAGUGUUGGAGGCCCCAGGCUGAACUGCCUCUGCUGUUUCCAGAGCAAACUCUUACACCUGCUCCUCCUCACCAUUCCUACUGGAUGAAUGUGACCCCUUUAGGCCCCACGCCACACCCCAGAUCUCACAACACCCCAUUAGUUUUGGUCCCCAUCUGCCAGUGUUCACCUUCCCAACCUGUGGUCAUACCAUCUUAUACUAAUCCAGGCUGGUGCGAAUGUCUACCGAUGGUGUCCACCCAUCCUCCCUGCACUCCAGACCUGUAAGAAACACAGCAGACAACACCGUUUUGGAUUUAAGGUAAAGGUUAAAGUUGGAUCCUGAUUGUUAAUCUCGCUUCAGGGUGUCGAGACAGACAGCCCAGCAAGUCGGCGAGCAGUCAGUCAGAAUGCCAGAGAUCACAGAGCUGAGGGAGCAGCAGGUCGAGUCAGAAGGUCAGAGGUUAAGGUUAUUUCUAAAAGGGCAAAGACAUGAUGGUAUUAGCUGUGCUAGCAAGAGACGUUAAUAUAGGUCAACCAUUUUAGUAUCUUGGCAUUAAGCUGUUUUUUAAAAUUCAUUUAAAGGGCUUUUGUGACGUAUCAAAGCAUUUCUGGAAAAUGCUCCACUGGUUCCUUGUCAUCUUCCAUAAAAUGUCAAAUCACUGAAAGAAAAGGAGGGAAUUAAAGUAAAUAAAACUGUAACUAACUUCUUACCUGCCCACUCUCUUUGUCAAAUAUUUCGCUGUCUUCCCUCACAGGCGUUGAGAAGAGAGAGACAAUCCAGACAAAGUCUUACAUUUCACAUGGAACUCAGACUUCUUGGGAUGUGGAAACUCUUGCAGAUUUUAUUUAUGAGGAAUUCAUGACAACCAUGGACUCUCUCUGCGACAAGGUCUUGAAGGAAACAACCGUCGAAUUUGCAGAUAUGAGUAUUUUAUCACUAAGUUUAAAGUUUUCUUAUGUUGUCGACUUUGUUUCGGUCCAGGAACAAGAAAAUGAGAAACUGGAGAUGGAGGGCGGUUCAUUCAGAGAGUUUGUGGAUAAAAUGUGCAACAGUGGGGAACUUUUCAGGGAGGUAUGUCAGAAGUUACCGGUAGUUACUGUUGAAAGAGGAGUCUUUAUGCUGUGUUCGAGUUUCCUCGGAAGUCAGAUGUCAGAGUUGGAAAUGACGUCACACCUGAGCUACCAGCUUUUCAGUUGCCAAGUCGGAAAAAAGCAAAAUCGGAGGCGGAAACAAGAUGGCUACAUCUAUGAAAGGGGAUGCUAAAAUAACUGAAAAUAACUAAAAUGACAAGCAGUAAAAUAACUUCCUAGAUGUAGCCAUCUUGUUUCCGCCUCUGAUUUUGCUUUUUUCUGAAACGCUGGUAACUUGGGUAUAACGUCAUUUUCAACUCUGACAUCUGACCUCCAAGGUAACUCGAACGCAGGUCUUAUAGAUAUCGAAAGGUCUCAGGAAUUUAUGAAAGUGUCGAGAAAAGUAGCUGAAGUGCCCCUUUAAUUUCUGCUUCAUUCACAUUUGCAGCUGGAGGCAGAGGACCUCCACCCCCUCGUUUUCUCAGAUCCAGAGCCUAUUGACUUUCUCUCAUUUGAAGAAUGUCAACAAGAGGUAAAAACAACUUGUGAAACUUUUACUUGUUCAAUUUGAUUGAUGAAGUUGCAUAUUUAUUGCUUAUGUUAGCUACAUGUACCUUCAACGUUUACACAGGAGCAGGGAAAAUAAACCAAGGGGAUAGUUUUGGCGACCUUUUCUGAGUUGGAGGUGAAGCCAUCUUAUAUUUUCUCUCUUUAUUUUCAGUCUUUCGAUGAGAUCUUGGAGCAGCUACUUGCGUUAAUUUCUGCCAACUGUGAUGCUGCAUCUCCUGAAACUGAAGAAACAUCCCAGCUGACUUCACAGGAUGAGGCACCACCCCAAAAAGCUCAGUCCCUCCUUUUAAGCUCCUCAAGCGCACAGCAUGACCCGAAUCCAAACCAAAAUGGACAAACAACCUUUCAAGAGGAUCCACUGCCAACCUGUGCAACAAACCAAAGCUCCAGUCUCCAAUUUCAGGCAGCAAAUGCUUUGGUUGAGGAUUCUUACUUCACUUCCUUCUUGAGGGAUUUGUCAGAAGCAGCCUCUGCUUCUCCUUCAAACCUUGGAGCUUCAAAGUCCACUCAGACACCCCAAAAGCUUUGGGAACAACCCCUAACUGGGUAUCCUUUGCCUUCCAACAAGGAUCCUUUGCCCAGUUCAGAAGCUGUGUCUAUCAUCAGCCCUCCAGCUUUUAGUGUCCCAGCUUGGAUAGCACUGUCUCAUCUAGAAGAUAGUCUCAAAACCCUCAACUUAGACUCACCUUGUGUUGACAAGAACCCAGUCCUUGAGCAAGCAAAUGUUUCUGUUGUUGAUUAUUCCAAUGAAAAGACCGGUGAUCCCCAAGUUGAUGCCAGUUCAUCUGAGUCAAUGCAAGAAAAUCAGACACUAGUAGCGCUAACCGAUCUAGAAGUAUCUAGUGUCUCUGCAAGGCAAAGUGAGUCGGUUGAUUUUGAAGAAAGUGGACAAUCAACGGCAAAACCAGCCAAGCAACUUCCAAAAACAAACGAGAAGGAACAUCAGAAGCUAGUCAAGACCACGGAGGAACUCAAGAUAGAAGAAGGUGGUCGUUGCAAGGACAAUAUCCAAAAAAUAAGCAUGGAAACUCCUCUUUCAACCAAUGUGGCCCAAGAGAAGAAAGGUCUAAAUGAAGGGGUCAUGGGCGAGGAAAGUAUUCCACAGUCUCAGAAAAGCCCAAUACCGACCACGAUUCGGUCUUCAAGGACAAGGCAACGCAGCAAGAGUCUUCCAACAAGUGGAGAUGAAGUCGAGAGAAAUGAGACUCAUGACUUAUCAGGAGCUCGUAAGCCAAAUGUGUCCAAGAUCAAGAGGACAAGGAAGCGAAGAUGGAGCAUCACAAACAGGACUGCGAACCAAGAUCAGACCAGGCGGAUGUUAAAGGUGGCGAUGAAAGAAUAA